UGUCUAGCCCCUUCUGUUGUCGAUUUUCUUAUGAAUGGUCAGUCUAAUCCCACACCGGAGGAAGUGACGGAUUAUGAAAUCCGUGAUGCCUUAAAAGAGUUAACUGAUUCAAAAACGACAGAGAACAUGAGAAAGAUAUUGGAUGAAAAACUGGAAUUACGAUUUAGCCUGGGAGUGGACAAGCCAACUUUCCUUUUAGACAUCGCUGACAAAGAGGAUUUAGUAAAAGACAUCUACUUGUCUUUUGUCAUCCAUAGGACAUCAGCGUCAAUUAGCCAAUUUGCUGACGGCAUGGAAGUACUUGGCCUGAUGACUCUGAUGCGGAGGUACACCGCUCUAAGAGAUCUUUUGGUCUAUAACAACAGGUUUGAAAUCACUCCAAAACGUUUCAAGGAAGCAUGUACAUUCAAUUUUUGUGAAAACGGGAGCAACAGACGUCCAGUAGAGGAACGCCUUGCAAAGCGAUUUCUGGAAUACGUGGAUGAAAUUUAUCGUAAGUUAUGCAAGCUUUGAUUUUGUUUCAUUUCUGGCAAUAUACUUUUAUCUAAGAGAUGGAAUAGUGUAAUGAUUGGGAACAUCUGUUGAAACAGAUAGUUGCCGGGUAGCGCAGUUAUCAACGCACUUGCCUUUCACCAAGUCGUCGUUGGUUCGAUUCCAGACAUGGACGUGAUGAGAAUGUGUCACAUAUUUUCUACUUUCCUCCGAACACGGAGCAUACCAGCACCUCAUGUCACCGAACGCUCUAAAUGA
Pecten maximus is the source of this 750-nucleotide messenger RNA. RefSeq lists its product as uncharacterized. The transcript is spliced from 3 exons. Lineage: Eukaryota; Metazoa; Mollusca; Bivalvia; Pectinida; Pectinidae. The record is from RefSeq and is a predicted model, not a curated record. Bases 31 to 513 code for a protein of 160 amino acids.